UCGGUCACAUAGGCGAGGCGACAUGUUCCGGGUGUUUGUGAAAACUGCUUAAUUUGAAAGUGCUCGUUUUGAACAGCAGCAAAAGAGCUGGCUUCGGAUCCAAUACGUUUAUGUAUUAUUUCCAUUUUGUUAGUCAUUUUUAAGAACUGGAUUAUUUUUUAACAAAUUGGUUACAGGUUUGUUGCUUGAUUGUACUUUUUUGGGGCGUGUUGCGUUCAUUUGUUGUCGACAGCAAAAUACCAAGACUUGCAGACUUGGUUUUGCUCAGUCCGGAACUGAGCAACGAGGGUGAUACCUGAGGCGUCAGGUGCCCCGGAGGACAGUGGAAAUAAAUUCUGUUUAUUUCCAGUUUUUCUCAAAACGAUGGAUCCAAUGGAUGCAGGAAUGCGUUACACUCCCAAGUCUUCGGGCAAGGACUUGGAGCAGACCGUCCAAUUCCUGCCAGCAACAGACUCCAAAAAACUGGAGAAAAAGAAGGGUCCUGGGAAGGUUGGUGUCAUCGUUGGUGUAGUGGUCUCAUCCUGUGUUCUGGCUUUGAUGACCGGACUUCUGGUUUGGCAUUUCCACUUUCGUAACAUCAAGGUGAAGAUGUACAGUGGCUCAUUGAACAUCACAAACCAGGAGUUUAAAGAUGCUUAUGAGGACUCAAGCAGCCCAGAAUUUCAGGCCCUGGCUAAACAGGUAGCCUCUCAGUUGAGAGAAAUCUACUCCAGGACCCCGAAGCUCUCUAAAUAUUAUGUUGACUCAACUGUGCAAGCAUUCAGUCAGGGCAGUGUAAUAGCAUAUUAUCUAUCAGAGUUCCGUGUUCCAGGGUCACAAGAAGAUGCUGUAGAUAAUAUCAUGGGCAACAUGAGUGAAAGCAAGUCACAGCGUCGCUUAACAGACCCCCAAGGAUCCUUACUUUUUAACAGCGUAGAAACUUCAGCUGUGGAUUCAAGGAUGUUUGUAAAGUCCACAACUAAGAGAUUUCUGGCACGCACCAAGCCAAACCUGGCCACUGUUAUUGAGUCACCAGGGUUUCCCAACUACCAAUACCCACCCAAUGCAUUGAUGCAAUGGCAGAUACGGGCUGACCCUAACAACGUCAUCAAGCUAGAUUUCAGUACCUUCAAUCUGGAGCGAAACUGUACAAAUGAUUUUGUGAAAGUAUAUGAUUCGCUGGCAGCCAUCGAGAGUCGCAUAAUGGCUGAGAAAUGUGGAAACUACGAUCCCAACCACUUUCUUGGCUUCAUCUCCUCUGGAAAUGUCAUGCUGGUCACACUGGUCACCAAUGAGGAAGGAGACUUUCCUGGCUUCAGAGCUCUAGCUACUCAGGUGGUGAAGGGCAGCAGAGAUGUAACAUGUGGUGGAAUUCUGACAGGAAAUUCUGGUACCUUUACAUCACCAAACUACCCAAAAUAUUACCCACCUCUUACCAAGUGUGAAUGGAAUAUUCAGGUGGCCUCUAAUAUGAAUGUGAAGCUGCUCUUCUCCAAAUUCAUGAUGUUGAAGGGUGACCCACAAUGUCAGAAGGACUAUGUCCAAGUCAAUGGAGAGAAGUUAUGUGGUGAACUUACUAACACAGUGCGAACGAGCAACACAAACCAAAUGACUGUAAUCUUCUACUCUGAUGCAUCAUUUGUAGAUCGAGGCUUUAAUGCCACCUUCACAGCCUUUGAGCCUACUAACCCCUGCCCGGGUAAGUUCCAGUGCAAGAGUACCCGCUGUAUCAGCCUUGACCUGCGCUGCGAUGGUUGGAAUGACUGUGGAGAUAGCAGUGAUGAGAGGAACUGCAAGUGUGACUCAACCAUGAUUAGCUGUAGGAAUGGUCUGUGUAAGCCAAUGUUCUGGAAGUGUGAUGGCAUUGAUGACUGUGGAGACGGGACUGAUGAAAUUAAUUGUGCCUCUUGCAAGGCAGGCGAGUUUGUAUGUGGUAAUGGUAAAUGUAUCUCAGAAAAACAGAAAUGUGAUCGGCAAAAUGACUGUGGUGAUAAUUCGGAUGAAGCUGGCUGUGGUAGAGCAACACCAUGUACAGAGAGUAAUUAUCUCUGCAAGAAUGGCCAGUGCCUCACUAAGCAGAACCCAGAGUGUGAUGGCGUGAAGGACUGUGAGGAUGGAUCUGAUGAGGACUGUGGGGAUUGUGGAACGCGACCCUAUAAGACCUCACGUAUUGUGGGUGGUCAGGAUGCUGCAGAAGGCGAGUGGCCUUGGCAGGUCAGCCUUCACAUAAAGAACUCUAUCCAUGUGUGUGGAGCAUCACUCAUCAGCAAUCAAUGGCUUGUCACUGCUGCUCACUGCGUACAAGAUGAAGUCAAAGUGAAGCUCUCUCAGCCAGGCUCAUGGGAGGUGUACCUAGGCCUUCAUAACCAGAAGCAGCUAGAUAAAGCAGAGAAGCGCUACCUGAAACAGGUCAUCCCUCAUCCCAAUUAUAAUGAAUACACCUUUGACAACGAUAUAGCCCUAAUGGAGCUGGACCAGCCGGUCAACUUCAAGGACACCAUCCGGCCCAUCUGCCUGCCUUCUGCCUCCUACAACUUUCCUGCGGGCAAAGAGGUCUGGAUUACUGGCUGGGGUGCCACAAGAGAAGGAGGUGCUGGUGCAACAGUGUUACAGAAAGCAGCAGUGCGUAUCAUUAACAGCACAGUGUGUAAUGAACUGAUGACUGGGCAGAUCACUUCACGCAUGACAUGUGCUGGAAUUCUACAAGGAGGAGUAGAUGCUUGCCAGGGUGACUCGGGAGGUCCGCUCUCUAGUCUUGGCACUGGCCGAUUAUUUCUGGCAGGAGUGGUGAGCUGGGGUGACGGCUGUGCCCGUAGGAACAAGCCUGGCAUUUACACCACUGUGCCCAAAUUCCGUGCCUGGAUCAAGGAGAAAACAGGAGUAUAACUGUAAGGAAAACAGAUUGCUUAGGAUUAUGGACAAAAACUUCAGUGAUACUGUUGACUGUAUAAUUGUUUGUUUUUUCUUUUCUGAUUUGUGCCCAAGUAGACAAAUGGAUAAGAACCAUGCAUGGAGCCUUUAGAAAUGUUGAGGCUGUCGUUGAGGUUAGGUCUUUGACCCAGUGCAUGAUGAACCUGUAUCAUUGAAACAUGUUUUUUGUGCAUUUUAUCUCUGUGAAUUUAUUAUUGAGUUUGUUUAGAUGUUUUUUAAUGAAAUGCUUAUUCAUGGUCAUCUGUUUUAUAUUUGUAUAUGUUAUUUAGGGAAAUACCAGGGUUUUGCUUUAUGUAAAUAUAUGUAUUUCCUUCUUUUAAAUGUACUUACUUGGAAAAGAUUUUACUGUGUGCUUGUAGAUACCAGCAAAAACUAAUGUUUUUUCUGUUGUUAUUAUUUUACCAAUUGUUACUUUUUAAUGCUAUAUGUGGGUAUUGCUGUUGAGGACAUCCUCUUAUACUCAUAUCUCCAUAUACAAACUAAAAUGUGAAAUGUGCUUUUUCUCCAUCUUCUUUUCCAUUCAACAUUUAAAGGGGAAUUCCACCUAUUAAAAAAAACAAAUGUGCUGUAAACAAGCCAGCUUUCUCUGAUACAUCUUGUAAAGGGAUCAGUCACUGGAUCCUAUCACAGCUAUUGUCAGAGGUUUCUCUAGGAUAGCACAUUUCAUGUCAGACUAAUUUUGUGGGGUCUUUGUUUUUGUAUUUCUUUUGAGCUGAAAGAUGCUUUAGACUUUGCUUAUUUGAGAUCUUGGAAUUUGUCUCAAGCUAACUUUAUAAAUCAAAUAUAAUGUACUUUGAGGAAGCAGUUUCUUAGAUAUACACAAGUUUAUACAAAGCACUUGAACAUUAUCUUUUAUGUAUAUUAGGAAAAUUUGCCUUUUGAAUUAUGUUGACCUCAGGUGUCUGAGUUCAUUGUUUUGUUGUUUUUUUUCAGGAGUUGCAUUUAACUAGUGCAUUUUAGAUCUUUUAGAACAUUUUAGAAGGUUUUGGAAGACUUAUUUGUGGCCCAUGAUUGCGAAAGUUCAUCAUUAAUAAAUAUUGUCUCUAUUUCUGUUCUGUCUGCUCCUAUUAAAAUGGACAGUGAAACAUUUAAUGGAAGCAUUAUAAACUGGUUUAUCUGGUUGUUCCAAUUUCAACAAGAGAAUCAUAGAAAAUGCCAAAUGUAAAUAAAGUUCAAAGUGGAUUGAUGCAAAA
This is a messenger RNA of Pygocentrus nattereri (red-bellied piranha), 4103 nucleotides long. RefSeq names its product ST14 transmembrane serine protease matriptase a (gene st14a). The transcript is spliced from 19 exons. Gene Ontology annotation, molecular function: serine-type endopeptidase activity; protein binding. The record is from RefSeq and is a predicted model, not a curated record. Lineage: Eukaryota; Metazoa; Chordata; Actinopteri; Characiformes; Serrasalmidae. Gene Ontology annotation, cellular component: membrane. Gene Ontology annotation, biological process: proteolysis; acrosome reaction. The coding region runs from base 364 to 2865 and encodes 833 amino acids.